Molecule: messenger RNA, 669 nt
Organism: Lachancea fermentati
Lineage: Eukaryota; Fungi; Ascomycota; Saccharomycetes; Saccharomycetales; Saccharomycetaceae
Source: the annotation of a GenBank genome assembly
AUGGCUAAAGUCACCAAGAAGCAGGAAAGUAAGCGAACCGAGAAGCCAGUUGAAGAGCCAGUUAAAUCCCAGGAGGAGGAAGAGCUUGACCUUGGCUCGUCUUCUGAUGAGAGCGACAUCGUAGGGCUGUCGGAGGGAGAAUCGAACUCUGACGAGGAAGAGGACGAAAACGUAUCAAGAAAAUCUAAGAAUGGCUCCCACACUAUCAGAAAGCUCGACGCUAAGAAGAAGGUCGAGAAGGGUAACAAGAAGGAAACGGGGAAAAGCGAAUUGUCGGGCAUCAUUUAUAUCAGCAGACUUCCCAAGGGAUUCCACGAGCGUGAACUUGCCAAGUACUUUUCACAAUUUGGUGACUUGAAAGAAGUGAGACUUGCUCGUAACAAGAAGACAGGGAAUAGCAGACAUUAUGGUUUUGUUGAAUUUGUUAACAAGGACGAUGCCGUUAUCGCACAAGAAGCUAUGCACAAUUAUCUGCUGCUGGGGCAUCUACUACAAGUAGUCGUUCUUCCUAAGGGUAAGAAAAUUGAAAAGCUAUUCAAGUAUAGAAAGCGCGUUUACAAGGAGAUGCCCGUCACUAAAGACGCCAAGGAAUUAAACCAAAGGGCCCAAGAAAAGCACAAAGAAAGAGUUGCAAAGCUCCAAGAGAAGGGUAUCACCUUCAAGUGGUAA